Molecule: messenger RNA, 1206 nt
Organism: Lathyrus sativus (Indian pea)
Lineage: Eukaryota; Viridiplantae; Streptophyta; Magnoliopsida; Fabales; Fabaceae
Source: the annotation of a GenBank genome assembly
AUGUCCUCAUCCGACGCCGAUGAUGCCGUACGACGUCGUAACAAUGCCGUCAAAGAUUAUCGCAGAAAGCUCCUCAAUCACAAGGAACUUGAUUCCAGAAUUCGAUCAGUUCGAGACAAUUUGCGGAAUGCGAAGAAGGAUUUCAAUAAAACAGAGGAUGAUUUGAAGUCUUUUCAGAGUGUUGGACAAAUCGUUGGCGAGGUUUUGAGACCUCUUGAUGAUCAACGCAUGAUUGUUAAAGCGAGCAGUGGACCAAGGUAUGUUGUGGGCUGUCGUAGUAAGGUGGACAAGGAGAAGCUGGCUUCAGGAACUCGAGUUGUGCUGGAUAUGACUACACUAACCAUUAUGCGAAUUCUUCCCCGUGAAGUUGACCCAGUUGUGUAUAAUAUGCUACAUGAAGACCCUGGAAAUGUUAGCUACUCUGCAGUUGGAGGGCUUUCAGAUCAGAUUCGAGAACUAAGGGAAUCAAUUGAACUGCCUCUAAUGAAUCCUGAGCUUUUUCUUAGGGUUGGAAUCAAACCACCCAAGGGUGUUCUUCUCUAUGGACCUCCUGGAACUGGGAAGACAUUAUUAGCGAGAGCAAUUGCCAGCAAUAUUGAAGCUAACUUCUUGAAGGUUGUAUCCAGUGCUAUAAUCGAUAAAUAUAUUGGUGAAAGUUCAAGACUGAUUAGGGAAAUGUUUGGAUAUGCUCGUGAUCAUCAGCCUUGCAUCAUAUUCAUGGAUGAGAUUGAUGCUAUUGGUGGGCGGCGUUUCAGUGAAGGAACAAGUGCUGAUCGUGAAAUUCAAAGAACCCUCAUGGAGCUUCUUAACCAGCUAGAUGGAUUUGAUCAGCUUGGAAAGGUUAAAAUUAUUAUGGCUACAAAUAGGCCGGAUGUUCUUGACCCUGCUCUUCUUCGCCCGGGUCGACUUGAUCGGAAAAUUGAAAUUCCACUACCAAAUGAGCAGUCCAGGAUGGAAGUCCUAAAAAUCCAUGCUGCUGGAAUUGCAAAGCAUGGUGAAAUUGACUAUGAAGCAGUUGUUAAGCUUGCUGAGGGGUUCAAUGGUGCUGAUCUUCGAAAUGUUUGCACUGAGGCUGGGAUGGCUGCUAUUCGUGCAGAGCGUGAUUAUGUAAUUCAUGAAGAUUUCAUGAAGGCUGUGCGCAAAUUGACUGAAGCAAAGAAACUGGAAGCAAGUGCCCAUUACAAUGCGGACUUCGGGAAAGAUUAA